AUGAAUAGUUUUGAGAGGGAACUUGUAAGAAGACACGAUCGGCAACAAAAAAUGAAUAGGUCAACUGUUGCAAAGCAGUCGACAUUAGUAGAGGAGGAAAUUAAAGAAUAUAGUGAAAACGAGGAAGAACAGAUAGGGGAGAAACAAUCACAGGAAGAAGAAGUAGACAACAUUAAAGAAGGAUGGCAGAGUAUCGAAGAAAGUGUGCUGGCGACAAUCUUCCUGGAUGAAUAUCAGGAUGGGGAGAUCAUAAACAACAAAAAAAGGAAAGCUGAAAGCAUAGAGAGGAUAAAUGACCUCAAGAGGGAAAGGCUGGAGGAGACCAUACGGUUUCCAAAUGAAUCCAAACAAGAAAAAAUAAAUAGGAAAUUGGAGGAAUUAAAUGCAAAACUCGAAGAAAUGUUCAAUAAAUUAAGCGAGCAGCUUAAAGAAAAGGUGGAGAUGGACACCGAUGUAAAAAAAUUGAUAGGGAUUAUAAAAUCCACCAACAACGAAAAGGAGGAGGAUAGUACAAACAAAAAAACAUCAAACGAAUUAAAAUGUGACCACUGUAAAUUAAAAGUGGAGCAAGAGAGGCAGAAACAAGAACAAGAAAAAAUCAAAAGGGCCUUAAAUAUGGGGAGAGGGAAAAAACUUUUAUGA
Molecule: messenger RNA, 642 nt
Organism: Diabrotica virgifera virgifera (western corn rootworm)
Lineage: Eukaryota; Metazoa; Arthropoda; Insecta; Coleoptera; Chrysomelidae
Product: golgin subfamily A member 6-like protein 4
Exons: 1
Coding region: 1-642 (213 amino acids)
Source: RefSeq, a predicted model, not a curated record